AUGGUGCUGAGUGUCAUUGGAGUCGCCCCUAAUGUUGCCGAGUAUUGGCUGGAGGCCACCGAGAGGAUCAUGAAUGAUCUAGACUGUACUCUUGAGCAGAAACUGAAGGGUACAGUGUCUUUACUUCGCGAUGAGGAUUGCCAGUGGUGGUUGACGGUUGAGGAGGGUACUCAACCUAAUCGUCUGAAUUGGGAUUUCUUUAAGACCACCUUUCAGAGUAAGUACGUGGGGGUGAGCUAUAUGGAUGCACGUAGGCAUGAGUUCAUGAAUCUCACGCAGGGCGAUAGGUCUGUGGUCGAGUAUGAGAGGGAGCGAGAGUUCUCGGUUCUGGUUGAAAAGGUGAAGAUCGCCGAGGAUAGGCAUAAGAAAAAGGUCAGACCCGAAGGGCCGAUUAGAGUGGUAGCCCCUGUUGCUCUUAUCGGGAUUCAGCUAUGUGAGAUUGUGGUAGGCACCACCCGGGUUAGGGGUGAUAAUGGUAUGGGUCGUGAGCAAAGGGCACUAGAAAGAGGUGCUGGUCAGAGGAUAGAGAUGCUCCUACUAUCAUCACUGAGUAAUUCUAGUGAGAUUAUUGUACUAAGUCCGUUGGGGCAGUCUAUUCAGGUUAGUGAACUCUAUAGGGAUGUUCUGUUAGUGGUACAAGGGGCUAUCUUCCUAGCAAAUUUGAUAGAGCUUUUGUUUGGGAAGUUUGAUUUAAUUUUGAGUAUGGACUGGUUGGUUAAGCACCGAGUUAGUUUGGACAGCGCAUCUGAGAAAGUCAUUCUGAGAACUAAGGAUGAUAUGAAGGUGGUUGUGAUUGGUGAGUGUCGAGAUUAUUUGUCCAAUGUGUCUGUAUUCUUGUGGCUGAAAAACUGGAUCGGAAAGGGUGUCAAGCAGGUUGAGUUUGGAAUUGAGUUCCUUCCGGGUAUAGCUCUGGUGUCUAUUGCUCCAUACCAUAUGGUACCGAAGGAGCUUACUGAGCUUAAAGCUCAACUUCAAGAACUUCUGGAUCAUGGUUUCAUCCAUCCCAAUGACUCGUUAUGGACAUUACGAGUUCCUAAUGAUGCCUUUUGGUCUGACGAAUACUCUAGCGACAUUCAUGGAUUUGAUGAAUCGAGUCUUUUAGCCUUAUAUGGAUUUUUCAUCGUGGUCUUUAUCGACAAUAUUCUGGUGACUUUUCUGGGGCAUGUGGUUUCUGCUGAGAGGAUCCGUGUUGAUCCGAGGAAGAUUGAGGCUGUACUUGGUUGGAAACAGCCUAAAGACGUAUCUGAGAUCUGUAGUUUUCUGGGUUUGGCGAGAUAUUAUUGGUGGUUUAUCGAAGGGUUUUCUCUUAUUGCAGCUUCUUUGACUAAGCUUCUACAUAAAGGUGUUCCAUUUGUCUGGACUGAUGCACAGCAAUCGAGCUUCCUGAAGCUCAAGUCUAUUCUGACUCAGGCUCCUAUUCUGAUACAGCCUGAAUCCGGUAAGAAUUCUGAUACAGUCUGA
This is a messenger RNA of Gossypium arboreum, 1461 nucleotides long. RefSeq lists its product as uncharacterized. The record is from RefSeq and is a predicted model, not a curated record. Lineage: Eukaryota; Viridiplantae; Streptophyta; Magnoliopsida; Malvales; Malvaceae. The transcript has 8 exons. Bases 1 to 1461 code for a protein of 486 amino acids.